AUGAAGACCAUACCUGCCGUCCGUUUUGCGUUGAUUUACGUACUUUUGGUGGUUGUCGCACUGGGAUAUUUUAUGCUACCAUCGCGUAAAGUAGACGGUAGCCGUUUGCCAAUCACAACGCCAAGACCCACCAACAAACAUACAACCACUGAGAUGACCACAGUGAAACCAGUCGUCAAUCCUCAUCUGUUUAAGUUUACAAUACACAACCAAGCUGCCUGCUUCAACAGGAACAACUCACAAGGAGCACUCUUCUUGGUUUUGCUCGUCAAAUGUGCGCCGUUCGAGAAGUUGGACCGGCAGCAAAUCCGGAAAACUUGGGGAGGUGUCAAGGAGGUGCUCGGCAGGCGGGUCCUGACGAUGUUUCUUCUAGGGGAGUCAACGGACCCCCAUCAUUCGGAAACAAAUUUAAGAGGAGGACAGUACAUUUCAUGA
Messenger RNA from Asterias rubens (European starfish), 435 nucleotides. RefSeq names its product beta-1,3-galactosyltransferase 1-like. The record is from RefSeq and is a predicted model, not a curated record. Bases 1 to 435 code for a protein of 144 amino acids. The transcript has a single exon. Lineage: Eukaryota; Metazoa; Echinodermata; Asteroidea; Forcipulatida; Asteriidae.